Molecule: messenger RNA, 1983 nt
Organism: Ceratitis capitata (Mediterranean fruit fly)
Lineage: Eukaryota; Metazoa; Arthropoda; Insecta; Diptera; Tephritidae
Gene: Ir76a
Exons: 10
Coding region: 1-1983 (660 amino acids)
Cellular component (GO): membrane
Molecular function (GO): ligand-gated monoatomic ion channel activity
Source: RefSeq, a predicted model, not a curated record
AUGUUGCUGCUGUCACCUGCAGUCAACCUUUGGACGAGGCUACUCAAUUUCAUAAUACAAACAUAUUUUAUUGACUCUCAUGCUACCUGUAUCCUGUGGCAUCACGAUUUCCCAUUUGAAUUGCAAACACCAGCCAAUAGUGAAUUCAUACAAUACGUAAAUAUUUGGCCUGACAAUUUGUCACAAUCCCUACAGCAGGACAUAUACGAUUUCGCAGGAUUUGUCGAAGAGCAACGUGGCUAUGGCAUGGAACCGGAUGCCUUGGUGCAGAAAUUAACUAUAGCCAUAAGGCAGUCGCAUUGUGAGUCUUUUAUAGCCUUUCAACAGGACAUUGAAAUCUUUGCACGCAGCUUUUACAAUGCCAGCAGAAUGUCGGUAUGGCGUUCGUUGCGUAAUAAAUUUCUAUUUGUCUAUCGUAAGGACCUGCAACAGGACACUGGAACAAAGGCGCAAUUCGACGAUGUUAUUUUCAGAGAUCAACCAAAUAUUUUAAUAGUCGAAGCUGAAUGCGGCAAUUGCUCGACAUUUACAUUGAAAACUAAUAAAUUCAUUGGACCGCUAGCCGAGCAUCCGGAGCAAUUGUAUGUAGUGGAUCAUUACGACGGGUUGAGUGGUAAAUUUGAGUUGGGCGUUGAUUUGUAUAUGGACAAAGCGAGUAAUAUGCAAGGGCGUGAAGUGACAACGGGUGUAUUUGAUUAUCGACCAUUUACUGUUGUAGACUAUGACCGAGAGCCUCAAAUAAAAGACAUGAAUUCUGAAAACCCACGCGGCUCUGCACACAUUGACGGCUCUGAGGUUCGCAUGUUAAUGGCACUCUGUAAGGUAGUAAAUUGCACGAUACAAACUGAUACCUCUGAGGACGACUGGGGCACCUCUUAUCCCAACCUAACGGCCGAUGGCAUUUUUGGUAUGAUAACUGAGGGUAAAUCACAAUAUGCUGUUGGUGCAUUGUAUUUUUGGCCCGAUGACUAUCGUUUCUUGGAUAUGUCUCUUUUCAUUGGCCGUUCUGGUGUGACCUGCCUUGUGCCAUCACCACAGCGAGUCACUAGUUGGCUACUACCAUUCCAGCCAUUUCAGUUCACACUUUGGUUGGGCGUGUUUGCUUGCUUGGGUGUUGAGACGUUGGCACUUUUCUUUACUCGUCAUCUGGCACCAUCCGAUACCGAACCACAAUAUGGUUUAUUGGAAAGUUUUCAAUUUGGUUAUAUAACCACAUUGAAGCUAUUUGUCUCGCAGGGCUCAGAUUAUGUGGUGAACUCAAAUACGGUGAGAAUGGUACUCUUCGCAUGCUACAUGAUGGACACGAUUGUAACGAGCGUCUACGGUGGCGGUCUCUCAGCAAUACUAACAUUGCCAAGCCUAGAUGAAGCCGCCGACUCUGUUGAGCGGUUGUACCGACACGGCAUCACUUGGUCUGCAACAUCACCCGAUUGGGUGAUCUCGUUGUCCGGCGCUGGUGAUGAUCCGAUGUAUGGACCUCUUCUCAAGAAAUUUCGUGUGAACACUUAUGAACAGCUGACUGAAAUGGCUAAGACAGAGAAUAUGGGUUUCGUGCUGGAACGUUUGGCCUUUGGUCAUUUCGGCAACGUUGACUUUCUCACCGAUGAAUCCUUCAAGCGCCUUAAGCUUAUGGUGGAUGAUAUUUAUUUUCAAUAUUGCUUUGCUUUCGUACCACGCCUGUGGGCGCUGUUGCCCAAAUUGAAUGAAGUCAUUAUGGCUGUACACUCAACUGGCUUGGAUAUAUUCUGGGAAUGGGAGGUGGCCGCUAGCUAUAUGAACGGACAGCAGCAAGAGGAAAUACAGGCCUCAAUGUACAUGGACUUUGACGUGGGUCCAGUUAAAUUGGAUAUGGGGAAUUUUAUUGGUUUGGUAUUGCCAUUGGUUGUUGGUGUUAUUUUAAGUAUUUUUGCGUUCAUAGGAGAGUUAAUCUACUUUAAAUAUAUGGCGCAGAAGAAAAUCCAUGACAUACAAAUUGUGGAAUAA